CCGGCGACUGCCAUGAAAUAUACACGACAGCAACAACUGUCCGUCAGUGCACUCUAAGUCAUAUCUGGAUGUAUAUUGAUGGUACUACGGAAUUUUCCAAUCGCAGGUCAUGGGAUGGCUUGGAUGGCAAUGUUUAUCUAUGAAUUACUCAUCUUUGUCCUCACAGUCUUCAGGACCUGGAAAACUAGAGGAUUGCGGUUCUCCCUAUUAUCCAGGAGAGAUAUCCUUGAUGUCAUAUUCCAAGAUGGUGUGAUGUACUUCGUAGGAAUGACAUUAGUCAAUUUACCCAACAUUCUGACGCACCUCUGUGGUUCAGGAAUCAUCAAAGGCAGCCUGAGUGUAUUUACUACUUGCAUGUCUGUCACUCUCAUCUCUCGCCUGAUGCUCAACCUCCACGGAUGUGUCGACACUGGUGUUUUUUCUAACCCUGCCGAGACCAGCCCCGAUGUCCUUACCACCAGGGUCGACGUAGAGUCUGCGGUUUCCUCGGACCAUUGGUAGGCUGGUACUGGAUCUUGUUCAUGGAUGUAAGUGUUGUUGAAAGUUAAAAACUGUUCUUUUAGUCCUUUUCUUGAACGCAGCAUGGUAUGCUUGCUCGAUAUCUAUGUAGAAACGGCUCAUUUACAGCUCUUUGCAUAAUUAUGCGGAAACGCGAAAGUUGAAUUUGCAUCUCGGAAAUGCCC
This is a messenger RNA of Suillus fuscotomentosus, 683 nucleotides long. RefSeq lists its product as uncharacterized. The transcript is spliced from 7 exons. NCBI's taxonomy places the organism in Eukaryota, Fungi, Basidiomycota, Agaricomycetes, Boletales, Suillaceae. The record is from RefSeq and is a predicted model, not a curated record. The coding region runs from base 79 to 501 and encodes 140 amino acids.